GUGCUGCAAUUAGUGAAUUUGAAAAUUUCGUCCCAGGUCUGGAAAAUUUGAAUGAUGGAAAAUAUCCACCAGAAGUAACGCCAAAAAAACGGACUUUAGAUGAUCCAUAUUCACAAUGUAAAGAAAUUUCUAAAUCCACUAAAUACAAUAAUAAUGAUAGUAUUAGAACUUCCCGGAAAUCAAAUAGAGAAGUAAAUUCAAAAGAACCCCUGCGAGUCUUAUAUUUAAUAGGUUCAAGAUGUUUUUCCAUUCUGAAACCUGCGAUACUAAUGGUUCUGUCUGGUUUGGAUUGCCUAAACAUCGUAAAUAUUUUAAUUAUUGCUAAAAUGUCUGCAGAUGUCGUCAUUCAGCAUAUUUUUCCAAAGCAAUUUGGACUUCGCAACGUGUUUGAUCAUGACAGUAAUGGUCAGCCAAGCGUGCAAUCACUCUUCCAAUUUUAUCAAAAUCGUAUUACUGAGAUUCAGAAAUCUAGUGCUGACAUACCUUCUUAUUUAAUUCAAGUGUUGCCUCUGAUAGAUGAGAUGAUUUCACGUCAUAAAAAAUAUAAAUACCGAUACCCAAGUUUACUCGACAAUUAUUGUCCUGUUAUGACACAAAACGGGUUAUCCGCCCCUUCUACGGACAAUAAAUCUUAUAUUCAGGAUUUAAAUUCUAGUUCAAAUAUAUAUCAGAUUACCACAUUUGUUCGUGCAGUAUUGCGACAAGUAAUUCCAAAGGAGUUUUGGGGUUGUGAUGACAAUCAAAAAACAGUAUUUAAAGCUGUAGAAAAGUUUAUCGCGCUCAGGUUUCAUGAAGA
Scutellospora calospora is the source of this 796-nucleotide messenger RNA. Lineage: Eukaryota; Fungi; Glomeromycota; Glomeromycetes; Diversisporales; Gigasporaceae. The record is from the annotation of a GenBank genome assembly.